Mizuhopecten yessoensis (Yesso scallop) is the source of this 846-nucleotide messenger RNA. Its product is annotated as proline-rich extensin-like protein EPR1. Bases 1 to 846 code for a protein of 281 amino acids. The transcript is spliced from 2 exons. The record is from RefSeq and is a predicted model, not a curated record. NCBI's taxonomy places the organism in Eukaryota, Metazoa, Mollusca, Bivalvia, Pectinida, Pectinidae.
AUGGCAGAGAAAUACUUUUUUGGACAUGGACUAUAUGCCCAAUUAUCAUCCUACAAGGACGAGACCUACGUCCACAUCGAUGGCCGUAAUGGACGGAGCGCGAGUGUGACAGGUGCCGAGUUCCUGAGUGAAUCGUGCUCGCCAAAAACACCCACAGCAACACCAGGCCUACCUCCGAUAUCAAAAACCCCCACAGCAACACCAGGCCUACCUCCGAUAGCAAAAACACCCACAGCAACACCAGGCCUACCUCCUAUAUCAAAAACACCCACAGCAACACCAGGCCUGCCUCCGAUAUCAAAAACACCCACAGCAACACCAGGCCUGCCUCCGAUAUCAAAAACACCCACAGCAACUCCAGGCCUACCUCCGAUAUCAAAAACACCCACAGCAAAACCAGGCCUACCUCCAAUAUCAAAAACACCUACAGCAACACCAGGCCUACCUCCAAUAUCAAAAACACCUACAGCAACACCAGGCCUACCUCCAAUAUCAAAAACACCUACAGCAACACCAGGCCUACCUCCAAUAUCAAAAACACCCACAGCAAAACCAGGCCUACCUCCAAUAUCAAAAACACCCACAGCAACCCCAGGCCUACCUCCCAUAUCAAAAACACCCACAGCAACACCAGGCCUCCCUCCAAUAUCAAAAACACCCACACCAACACCAGGCCUACCUCCGAUAUCAAAAACACCCACAGCAAAACCAGGCCUACCUCCAAUAUCAAAAACACCCACAGCAAAACCAGGCCUACCUCCAAUAUCAAAAACACCUACAGCAACACCAGGCCUACCUCCAAUAUCAAAAACACCCACAGCAACACCAGGCCUACCUCCAAUAUAA